UACCUCCUCAGUUUAAAUAGCCACUUAUUAAUGUCACUGAUAAUUUACCAAGCUCAUUUCCAUGGGAGGCAGCCGUGCUUAAGUGUGCUCUAGGUCUUCAGAAGACACAUUCAGCAAUCUGAAAAGCGAAGGAGCAGGGCUCAUUGUUUCUCUCACAAAGCAAAGAGCCCUCAGCAACAAAAACAACUACUCUCCAGGUCAUGCAGGCUCUCCAGGUUGCUGCCCUGUGCCUUUUAAUGGCUCUGGAGCCAGUGAAUUGCCAGCAAGCCCGGGGAAAUCUCCAGCCAUGGAUGCAGGGGCUUAUUGCAGUGGCUGUUUUCCUAGUCCUGGUGGCGAUUGCUUUUGCAGUCAAUAAGUAUUGGUGUCAGGAGAAAGAGGAAAAUAUGGAGUCCGUGGUCACCAUAGGAGACAAGAAAGAAGAGGCUGUUGUAUCCAACGGGACUGAGGGGAGGUAUUCAAUCACAGCGGCUGAUUUCAGGUCCAAAGAAACCCAGCACGCCUAUGAAAAUAUUGUUGAGUAUGAGGGGAAAGUCAUCACUACUCCAAUGUAAGAGCCACCUUCAAGGAUAGCCCAUUUCGUGCCAUCCUUUUUCACCCUUCUCCAAUUCUAACUUGGAAUCCCUGUGCUAUGGUCAAGUCAAUAGCCGAGAGUCGUCACACCUGAAUUCACCCAUGCCCCGGAAGAUGAAGAUUGCUCCCAGCAUCAUCCAAACCUGGGCAGGAUAGUGAGGACAACAGUCACAGCUGCCUCUUACACCCUGUUCCCUGUCGGUGUGCAGGAAGUGGGAGAGGCCAUCCUAUCCAGCGGCUCAGAACCUGAAACAAUGCAGAGGGGGAAUAAAGGUCUGGUUCAGGUUUCUCUCCGUCCCCCACUGCCAAAUGAAGCAAGAGGGAAGCAGGAACCAGGAAUCCACUCCAAGCUAGGCUGUAAGAUUGCAAUGCUGCCCUGCAUGAACAGAAGCCCCUUCCUUCUCUUUGUCUAAAAUAAUGUCACCUGUGACAUCUCUUCUUCUUAGUCCUGGUCUGGCAUCACAACUGCCAACUUUUGUUGGUGCCGGUGGUUGCUCGUGCCCCCCAGCCCUGCCCCUGCCCCAAAUCUGCCCCCUCCCUGCCCCUAUUGGAUCCUUCCCCAAAUCCCCACCCUGACUCUGCCUCUUCCCCAAGUGCGCUGCGUUCCUCCUCCCCACAUCCAGCUUGCCACGCGAAACAGCUGAUUCACAGCGCAAACGCUGGAGAGGGAGGCUGGAGAAGCAGGAUGCAGUGGCCGCUCAGGAGCGGAGGCAGAGGUGAGCUGGGGCGGGGAGCUGUCAGGGGGUGUGGAACACCCACCAAUUUUGGAGCACCCAUGGAGUUGGUACAUAUGCCUGGUGUAAUAGCAUAUCUGUUAAUCACUGCGCAGUCUAACAGCCUUUCUUUAUAGCCGAAUAAGCUCAAAUAUUCUAUACACAUUCCCUCAAGAGCUAGUUAUUUAUUAAUCGCCAAAGCUGGGCAUCCUUUUGGGGGUGAGGUAUCACCUUUUCCUUUUUAUGUCUCUCUAUGAACAAAGAAGCCAAUUGGUUGAAUUUGCCCGAUCCGAAAUCUCCUCCUGUGAACAUAUUUUCCUGAUAGCAAUAAAGAGAAUUAUUCUUUAA
Gopherus flavomarginatus (Mexican gopher tortoise) is the source of this 1631-nucleotide messenger RNA. It is a transcript of the gene PDZK1IP1, whose product is annotated as PDZK1 interacting protein 1. The transcript is spliced from 4 exons. Bases 201 to 551 code for a protein of 116 amino acids. The record is from RefSeq and is a predicted model, not a curated record. Lineage: Eukaryota; Metazoa; Chordata; Testudines; Testudinidae.